Molecule: messenger RNA, 4098 nt
Organism: Physcomitrium patens
Lineage: Eukaryota; Viridiplantae; Streptophyta; Bryopsida; Funariales; Funariaceae
Product: DExH-box ATP-dependent RNA helicase DExH6
Cellular component (GO): intracellular anatomical structure
Molecular function (GO): protein binding; helicase activity; ATP binding
Source: RefSeq, a predicted model, not a curated record
CCCUAAUUUCCGCCCCUGCAUUCUGUGGCCAUCUCCGACGAAGCCUCAUUCCGGCCUCCACUCUCGCCUCAAUCCCUCGCACAUUUCCAUUGACCUUCCACAAUUUAUCGUUUCUAGCUUUCAUGAGAUUAGAAUUACGUCUCCAGUAAUCUUUUUGGCGCUUUCUGGAGUGUUUUUAAGAGAUUUUUCUGCAACAUUUGCUUUUAUUGAAGUGGUGUGGCGAUGGAGCCGUGGCGAGAGAGAAGAGGUGGAGGGAGGGGAGGGGGUGGGAGAGGGACUCAUCAUGCUGGUCGACGUCCGGUCGCUGAGGCUGAUCGGAUCAGUAUCGUGGACAGGCUUAACCAAUUCAAGGCUAGCAACGAGGAAGAGCUAAUUUUUGAGGCGGAUCUUAGCAAUCAUGACAGAGCUGUGGUGCACGACACUUGCAAAAAGCUGGGAUUAAAGUCCAAGAGUCGCGGAAAGGGAGACGAUCGACGUGUUGCAGUUUUUAAACCAUCACAGCGAACAGGAAUCAAACCUGCAUCGGCAACUCCCUUGACCUUCUCACCAGCGUCCUAUGAAAUUUUAGCGGAUCUAUUUCAACGACACCCUCCUGUGGAAGAUGAACUACUUGCAAAUAAAUGGGAACCUCCAGCAAUUACUUCAACAUCGAGUAGUGCCGUGAGUAAGAAGGAAUCUAAUCGUCACUACAAUCGUGGAAAGGCUAGCAAGCAGUGGACAAUGAAUCCAGGUGACGUUGUUCGACAAGCAGCUGCACUAGCUUCACGAAUACAGAAGCAACCAGCUCUUCAAAAGAUUGCUGAAAAGAGGUCGACACUACCAAUCGCUUCCUUCAAGGAUGAAAUUACAGCUGUUGUGGAUAAACAUCAGGUAGUUCUCAUCGCAGGAGAAACUGGCUGUGGAAAAACUACCCAGGUUCCACAAUAUAUUCUUGAUCACAUGUGGUCUCAAAACAAGCCCUGCAGGAUUAUUUGCACUCAACCUCGACGUAUUUCAGCCACUUCAGUUGCUGAGCGAAUCGCUGCCGAGCGUGGGGAAAAUGUUGGUAAUACAGUUGGUUACCAGAUUCGUUUGGAAUCAAAAGGAGGCAGGCACUCCUCUCUCAUGUUCUGUACAAACGGUGUGCUUUUAAGGAAGCUUGUUGGAUCCGGUCGUCUUAAGUUGAAGGAAAAUGAAUCUGUUUUGGAUGAAUCAGAGGAAUUCAGUGGACUUGAUGCCACUCAUGUCAUAGUCGAUGAAAUCCAUGAACGUGAUCGAAACGCUGAUUUCUUGUUGAUUGUGCUUAGGGACCUGCUUGCUUUGAAGCCGAACUUGCGCUUGAUUUUAAUGAGUGCCACGCUGGACGCUGACCUUUUUUCAAGUUACUUCAACAAUUGCCCAGUAGUUCGAGUACCAGGUUUUACAUUUCCAGUGCAGACCUACUACCUUGAAGAUGUGCUGGCCCUGACCGAGAACCAGCAAUCUAGUAAUCAAAAUGGUCGGAAUAGUGAAAAAAAAUUAUCCCUUACUGAGGAGGACGUGCAGAGUAUGGAUGAAGCGAUUCAAUUAGCAUGGCUGGAAGAUGAUUUUGAAACACUCAUGGAUACAAUUGAGGAAUUCCCGAGGUUAAACCUUUGUAAUUACAAGCAUUCACUAACUGGAGCAACUGCACUAAUGGUUAGUGCUGGAAAGGGACGAGUUGAGGAUGUUAAGCUGCUAUUAUCUCUUGGGGCUGACAUAUCUGCUGCUGCAAAUAAUGGUCACACAGCUUUUGAUUGGGCUAAAAACAAUGGUCAAGAAGAGGUUGUCUCAAUUUUGACCGAACACAUGGUGAAAGUGCAGCAAGCACAGUUUCAGGCGGCAGAAACUGCUCUGUUGCAAAAUUAUCAGAUGUCAGCGGAUCAGGAUGAGAUUGACGUGGCCUUGAUUGAACGCUUGCUACAUAGACUUCACGAGGCAGCCGGAGAAAGAUUGGAUACCCAAGGGGCUGUGUUGGUCUUCUUACCUGGGUGGGAGGAUAUUUCUAGGCUUCGUGAGUGUCUACAGGUCUCCCCUAUCUUUGGUAAUCCCUCCAGAUUUUUAUUAUUGCCUUUACAUUCGCUGGUGCCUUCAAGCGAACAAAGGAAAGUGUUCCAGUCUCCACCCAGCGGAGUUUGCAAGAUUGUUCUAGCUACCAACAUUGCUGAGACUGCAAUUACUAUCGAUGAUAUUGUCUAUGUAAUUGAUACUGGUCGAAUGAAAGAGAAGAGUUACGAUCCGUAUAGCAACGUGUCUACUUUGCAGACCGUCUGGAUAUCAAAAGCUAGUGCUAAGCAACGUGAAGGGAGAGCGGGACGGUGUCAACCAGGUGUCUGCUAUCAUUUGUUUUCCAGAUUGAGAAUGCAGGCUCUGCCUGAGUUUCAACUUCCUGAAAUCAAGCGAACACCUCUUGAGGAACUUUGCCUGCAGGUAAAACUGUAUGAACCUCAUGGACGAAUUGCGGAGUUUAUUUUAAGAGCGCUUGAUCCACCUCUAGAAAUAGCAGUACGGAAUGCGGUGACACUGCUACAAGACAUUGGUGCUCUCACCUCUGAUGAGUUGCUUACGGAGAUGGGAAAGCAGCUGGGAUCACUUCCAGUCCAUCCUUCCACAAGCAGGAUGAUUCUCCUAGCUAUCCUGCUUAAUUGUCUUGAUCCUGCUCUGACGGUUGCUUGUGCCGCUGGUUUUCGAGAUCCCUUUGUCCUUCCCCUACACCCUUAUCAAAAGAAGCAGGCUCAGCAUGCACGGCAGGAACUCGCUGCGAUGUAUGGGGGCUCUAGUGACCAUCUAUCCAUUGUGGCAGCUUUUGAUAGAUGGGAGAAUGCACGAGUCAACGGCCAGGAGAGUAAUUUCUGUUCAAGAUACUUUGUGUCAGGUGGGACAAUGUUUCAGCUCGCUGGUAUGAGGCAACAGCUGCAAGGCGAGCUUGUACAGAAAGGUUUUAUCAAAAUGGAGCCGCAUCCAUGCAGUUUGAAUGCGCGAGAUCCUGGCAUUGUAAGAGCAGUACUGGCUGCAGGAAUGUAUCCAAUGGUUGGCAAUUUGCUACCUCCUUUACCUGGCAGUGCGAAGGCCAUUGUGCAAACAGCAAGGGGCGAGAAAGUACGGAUUCAUCCACAUUCAAUAAGUAUUCAACCAAAUGAGCUCGCUUCCAUGGACCAGACCAAGCUGAAUCAGCUACUUGUCGUUUUUGAUGAAGUCACUCGCGGAGAAGCUCAGGUGUACGUUCGGAAGUGCACACUUAUUACUCCACAUCCCUUGAUUCUUUUAUCUACUGAGAUGGUAAUUACUUUUCCUGACGGGAAAGAAAGUGCCGCGUUAGAACCAAGUAGUGUUGGGGACGACAUAAGCGAUGAUGAUUAUGACAGUGAUGAAGAUGAAGGGGCGGUAAAAGAGCGACCCAGUAGGGAGGUGCCUGCACAGCAUCGUCUAAUGUCUUCUGCAGAUGCGCUUGUUUCUGUUGUGGUUGAUCGGCGGUUCUACUUCAGUUCUACAGCUUUAGAUGGAGCUCAACUUUUUGUUCUGCGAUCAAGGAUGAACGCAGCUCUGAAUUUCAAGGUGACUCAACCGCGGUUGUAUCUUCCGGCUGUCCUGGCUGACUCUGUGCACGCCAUUGCAUGCAUACUGUCUUUUGAUGCAAUGCCUGCCAUGGCCUUGCCAUCCACAAGUCACCGCGGGUCCUCGAGAUCAAGGGGAGCACACCAUCGGUUCUAGGGGACCAACAGAUCAUUGCCUUGUAGAUAGAUAAGUCAGCAGAAGUCGUGAGUUGAAGGAGGAUUUAUUUUAAGGGUGGAAACAGCACGAGGAUCGCAUUGGCCGAAGACGGGGCACUGCUGUCUUUUUAAAAAAAACUCGACCUCUGCACAAAAAAAUUGUGAAUCUAUGGUAAUUUAGUCAAACAGAAAAGAGAUCAUCUUAGAUGGCACACGUGACAAGCAAACUUGCUAAACAAGCUAGUCAGCCAAGUACCAGUACGCUGCUAAUUUGACAUCUACUUGGUAAACCUGUAUCAAUUUUUAAGUGUUCUAGUUUUCUUUCGUGGGAGAAAUUGAACACAAAAGCAGGAAUACAAUCCUUAAGUGCAAAAGCUUGACUUAGAAAUAA